Hypoxylon trugodes is the source of this 2571-nucleotide messenger RNA. Its product is annotated as Pkinase-domain-containing protein. The record is from RefSeq and is a predicted model, not a curated record. Lineage: Eukaryota; Fungi; Ascomycota; Sordariomycetes; Xylariales; Hypoxylaceae. Gene Ontology annotation, molecular function: protein serine/threonine kinase activity; ATP binding. Bases 1 to 2571 code for a protein of 856 amino acids. Gene Ontology annotation, cellular component: cytoplasm. Gene Ontology annotation, biological process: intracellular signal transduction; regulation of MAPK cascade; protein phosphorylation. The transcript has 3 exons.
AUGGCAAAACGUUACAGCUUCUAUACUACCGGCCAGUUUAUGAAUCCUGGUCCGGCUCCCCGACCGCCCACAGACCAAAGACCACGCCUCAACCUCACUCCUAGUACCAAUUAUCCCGGAAGCAUGUCGAACGUAGUUUCGUCGCCCAUAACACGAACUGCUACGUCUACAUAUACGGGUUCUACAAUCUCCCUACCCCUCGCCCGAGAGCGAUCCAACCAAACAGAUGGUAUGGGAGGUGUAGCGGUCAUUAAAGAGGGUUGGGCACAAGUCAAAGAGAGCAGGAACUUUAUUCAACCUUGGAAGCAAAAAUAUCUUAUCCUGCGCAAGGAAGCUCUCGACUUUCAUAAGACCGAGGGCGGUAAAGUUUCUUAUACAUUAUUAUUAAAAGAUGUGGUCAAUGUUGGACGAGUCGAAGCCGCCGGUACCAUAUUCGAGAUAAAGAGGAACCUACCUGGUUCUUCUAGUAGUCCUGGUGAUGACGAUGGCCAAAUUCGAACACUACAUAUUAGGGUCAAAAGCGAUGAUGACCUUUAUGACUGGAUUGACCUCCUGUAUGGUCGAUGUCCGACCAUGGGCGGAGUUAGCAAUCCGACUAACUUCUCUCAUGCGGUACACGUUGGUUUCGAUCCUCAAACAGGACAAUUCGUUGGAUUACCUCCCGAAUGGUCCAAGUUAUUGAAUUCGUCCGCCAUUACCAAAGAAGACUACGAGCGAAAUCCUCAGGCCGUCUUCGAAGUUUUGGAUUUCUACUCGGAUCUUACUAAGCGAGCAGAGAACCCUCAGCAAUAUCCAAGCCUUACCCCUACUCCCCCUCCCGGUUCUCAGCAGAACAAACAACUCGGAUAUGGAGGCGGUGGCGCUUCUGUCGCCCCACCCCGACCGAUGCCACCUUCACAACGCAGCUAUGGCAACAACUCACCGUCACAACAAACCGGUCCCGCUCCACCCCGCCCAGCUCCCCCCUCUCAGCAACAGUCGACGAUACAGCCCCUCGGUAUUAACUACGGGGGACAAACGGCGGAUCAGGUGCGCGACGAAGCGCGCAAGAAGGCACUUGAGUUGCAAAGGCAGCGCGAAAUUGAGGAGCAGAACCGCCGUGAUCUGGAGGCUUAUAAUGCUUCUAUUCCGCAGAAGAAACUCCCUAUGGCUCAACAAGAGAUAGGUGGAUACGGCGGAGGUCCUCCGGCUUCACAGGAUCGCUAUAACCCUACUCGAGCAGCGCCUCCUGCACCAAAACCGGCCAACCAACAAGCAAACGGACUUCGCGCUCAACGACCUGCUCCGCCAGCUCCAAGUUCUUCGUCGCCUGCGCCUGCUAGCCGACCUGCCCUUACUCCUCAGUCCAGUACCGGCUCCGUCCCGACUACCCGUGAUCCCCAAAGCCAAGCACAAAGGGCACCACCGCGCAAUGAUCAACAGUCACCUGCACAGAGAUACCCUAACAAUGCCAACGGCACGCAGCAACCCCAGAACCCGGCGUUAUCCCGCUUACCGGCUCCCGUCAAGCCUCUCAAUGUUCCAGCGAAGCCUAGUCAACCUCAGCAAAAUGAUGGUGUCAAGGCCGCGGAGGCUGCUCUCACAGCUAAGCCACCGGCGUCAGAAAGAAAACAGGACGUUCGCAUGUCUACCAUGUCCGAAAAGGAAGUCAUGCAGAAGCUGGUUGAAGUUGUCUCGAAGGAUGACCCCAACCUAUCCUACUCUAAGCAGAAGAAAAUUGGACAAGGUGCUUCCGGUUCCGUCUACGUCGCAAAGGUCAAGGAGGGUGCCGUUUCUGCUGUUGCUCGAGAAGUCCUGCGCUCGCAAGGCGCCAGAGCCCAAGUUGCUAUUAAGCAGAUGGAUUUGGCACACCAGCCUCGUAAGGAACUUAUCGUAAACGAAAUCAUGGUCAUGAAGGACAGCAAGCACCGCAAUAUUGUCAACUUUCUCGACGCUUUCUUGCGUAAUAACAACGCGGAAUUAUGGGUUGUCAUGGAAUAUAUGGAAGGUGGUGCUCUGACAGAUGUUAUUGACAACAAUUCAGUCAUUACCGAGGAACAAAUUUCGACAAUCUGUCUCGAGACUUGCCGUGGAUUACAACACCUCCACUCUCAGAAUAUCAUCCAUCGUGAUAUUAAGAGUGAUAACGUCCUUCUGGAUGCCCGCGGAAACGUGAAGAUUACUGAUUUCGGUUUCUGCGCGAAGCUCACUGAGACUAAAUCUAAACGAGCAACUAUGGUCGGAACACCAUACUGGAUGGCGCCCGAGGUCGUCAAGCAAAAGGAGUAUGGCCCGAAGGUCGACAUUUGGUCUCUCGGUAUCAUGGCCAUCGAGAUGAUUGAAUCUGAACCGCCAUACCUUAACGAAGAGCCCCUAAAGGCUCUCUACCUGAUUGCAACCAACGGUACACCGCGUCUGAAGAAACCGGAAAAGCUGAGCAAGGAGCUCAAGGCUUUCCUAUCAGUCUGCUUGUGUGUUGAUGUGAAGAGCCGUGCCUCGGCGGAUGAACUGCUGCAGCAUGAUUUCUUGAAGCAUGGUUGCCCACUCGCCAGCCUAUCUGAAUUACUCGCAUUCCGAAAGCACGCCAAAUAA